Rattus rattus (black rat) is the source of this 2102-nucleotide messenger RNA. RefSeq names its product ralA binding protein 1 (gene Ralbp1). Gene Ontology annotation, biological process: small GTPase-mediated signal transduction; endocytosis; positive regulation of GTPase activity. The transcript has 10 exons. Bases 78 to 2021 code for a protein of 647 amino acids. NCBI's taxonomy places the organism in Eukaryota, Metazoa, Chordata, Mammalia, Rodentia, Muridae. Gene Ontology annotation, molecular function: GTPase activator activity; small GTPase binding. Gene Ontology annotation, cellular component: membrane. The record is from RefSeq and is a predicted model, not a curated record.
AAACCUUGAUGCUGGUCUGUUGAGGUGUAAUGGAUAGGUAACAGAAGACCACUUCCCUUCCUCCUCAGGGCUUCAGCAUGACCGAGUGCUUCCUGCCCCCCACCAGCAGCCCUAGUGAACACCGCAGGGCCGAGCACGGCAGCGGGCUGACCCGGACCCCCAGCUCCGAGGAGAUCAGCCCUACAAAAUUUCCUGGAUUGUACCGGACGGGUGAGCCUUCGCCUCCCCAUGACAUCCUCCACGAGCCUCCUGAUAUCGUGUCAGAUGAUGAGAAAGACCAUGGAAAGAAAAAAGGAAAAUUUAAGAAAAAGGAGAAAAGGACUGAAGGCUACGCUGCCUUCCAGGAAGACAGCUCUGGAGAUGAGGCUGAAAGUCCUUCCAAGAUGAAGAGGUCCAAGGGCAUCCAUGUGUUCAAAAAGCCCAGUUUCUCUAAAAAGAAGGAAAAGGAUUUUAAAAUCAAAGAAAAGCCCAAAGAAGAAAAGCAUAAAGAGGAAAAGCACAAAGAGGAAAAGCAUAAAGAAAAGAAAUCUAAAGACUUGACGGCAGCCGAUGUUGUUAAACAGUGGAAAGAGAAGAAGAAGAAAAAGAAGCCAACUCAGGAGCCAGAGGUGCCUCAGACGGACGCCCCGAGUCUCAGACCCAUUUUCGGCGUUCCCUUGGCUGACGCAGUAGAGAGGACCAUGAUGUACGAUGGCAUCCGGCUGCCAGCCGUCUUCCGAGAGUGCGUGGACUACAUGGAGCAGCACGGCAUGAAGUGUGAAGGCAUCUACCGAGUGUCAGGAAUCAAAUCAAAGGUAGAUGAGCUGAAAGCAGCCUAUGACCGAGAGGAGUCUCCCAACUUGGAGGAGUAUGAACCUAACACUGUAGCCAGCUUGCUGAAGCAGUAUCUGCGAGACCUUCCCGAGAAUUUGCUUACCAAAGAGCUUAUGCCCCGAUUUGAAGAGGCUUGUGGGAGGACCACAGAGACGGAGAAAGUGCAGGAGUUCCAGCGCUUGCUCAGGGAACUGCCGGAGUAUAACCACCUUCUGCUCUCCUGGCUCAUUGUGCACAUGGACCACGUCAUCGCGAAGGAGCUGGAAACCAAGAUGAACAUCCAGAACAUCUCCAUAGUGCUGAGCCCAACCGUCCAGAUCAGCAAUCGGGUCCUGUAUGUGCUUUUCACACAUGUGCAAGAGCUCUUUGGCACCGUGGUCCUGAAGCAAGUUACAAGACCUCUGCGUUGGUCCAACAUGGCCACAAUGCCUACACUGCCAGAGACCCAAGCAGGCAUCAAGGAAGAGAUCAGGAGACAGGAGUUCCUUUUGAACUGUUUACAUCGAGAUCUGCAGGGCGGGAUAAAGGACUUAUCUAAAGAAGAAAGAUUAUGGGAAGUACAGAGGAUUCUGACUGCCCUCAAGAGAAAGCUGAGGGAAGCUAAAAGACAAGAGUGUGAGACCAAGAUUGCACAGGAGAUAGCCAGCCUUUCGAAAGAGGAUGUUUCCAAAGAAGAAACGAACGAAAACGAGGAGGUCAUAAAUAUCCUCCUUGCCCAGGAGAAUGAGAUCCUGACUGAGCAGGAGGAGCUCCUGGCCAUGGAGCAGUUUCUGCGUCGUCAGAUCGCCUCGGAGAAAGAAGAGAUCGACCGCCUCCGAGCUGAGAUUGCGGAGAUCCAGAGUCGCCAGCAUGGCCGCAGCGAGACAGAGGAGUACUCCUCUGACAGCGAGAGCGAGAGCGAGGAUGAGGAGGAGCUGCAGAUCAUUCUGGAAGACUUACAGAGGCAGAAUGAAGAGUUAGAAAUAAAGAACAAUCACUUGAACCAGGCAGUCCAUGAAGAGCGGGAGGCCAUUGUUGAGCUCCGAGUGCAGCUCCGGCUGCUCCAGAUGCAGCGAGCCAAGUCUGAGCAGCAGCUCCAGGAGGAGGAGGAGCCCGAGAGGCGAGGGGGCACAGGCCCACUGCCCUGUGAAGGUGUCCUCGAGGUGAGAGCAGCCAAGGAGCAGGCAAAGCCCUCGCCCAGCAAAGACCGGAAGGAGACGCCCAUCUGAACUGCCCGGGCCCUGUGCAUCAUACUGUAAGCGAGAGUCCGCUGCCUGUCCUGCCGGGCAGCGCCUGUGAAGGCUCUCAGA